AUGGUUCUCUUGUUUAAUUUGGCUGUAGCUUUCUCUGCCCUUGGUGUAGUGUAUGCUGCACCGAGUCCAGACCUUCCCAACUUCUCGGGACUUGUUUCUCGUGACACUCCUCAAGGAACUGGCACGAACAAUGGCUUCUUUUACUCAUGCUGGAGUGAUGGAGGAUCGUUCAGCUACAACAACUUGGAAGGUGGGAGGUACUCUGUGAAAUGGAGCAGUGGCUCAGGCAACUUGGUUGUUGGCAAAGGCUGGAAACCUGGUGGACCUAAAACUGUCGUCUACAAUGGAACAUGGACAUGUCCUGGUAACGGAUAUCUUUCUCUCUACGGAUGGACAAAAAAUCCAUUAGUAGAAUACUACAUCGUUGAGACAUACGGCACAUAUAACCCCUCUUCGGCAGCAUCUAAGAAAGGUUCCGUUACCUCAGACGGCUCAACCUAUGACAUCCUCCAAACGACCCGAACAAAUCAGCCAUCAAUCAUAGGUACUGCGACCUUCCAGCAAUACUGGAGUGUACGCCAAUCCAAGCGUGUUGGAGGAACAGUCACAGUUGGGAACCAUUUCGACGCUUGGGCCAAAUUGGGCAUGAAAUUGGGCGCUCAUGACUACAUGAUAAUUGCGACGGAAGGAUAUCACAGUACUGGGUCUGCUGAUAUAACUGUUGGCGAAAAAGUAUGA
Messenger RNA from Cadophora gregata, 678 nucleotides. RefSeq lists its product as uncharacterized. Gene Ontology annotation, molecular function: hydrolase activity, hydrolyzing O-glycosyl compounds. Gene Ontology annotation, biological process: xylan catabolic process. Lineage: Eukaryota; Fungi; Ascomycota; Leotiomycetes; Helotiales; Ploettnerulaceae. The coding region runs from base 1 to 678 and encodes 225 amino acids. The transcript has 3 exons. The record is from RefSeq and is a predicted model, not a curated record.